GCCCACUAGGGGGCGGGGCGCGCUCGUGGCAACCAUUCCGUGGUCCCCAAGUGCCGCUGUUCCUGCGGGACUGUUCCAGGGGUACGGGCCCGGCUGCGAGCUGUUUUUAGAAGAAAGAUGGAAAGCGGCACAGUUUUGCUGGAAUCCAAAUCUUCACCGUUGAACCUUCUGCAUGAGAUGCACGAGCUCCGACUUCUGGGCCAUCUUUGUGACGUCACAGUCAGAGUAGAGUAUCAGGGUGUCCGUGAAGACUUCAUGGCCCAUAAAGCAGUGCUGGCAGCCACCAGCAAGUUUUUUAAGGAGGUGUUCCUGAAUGAGAAGAGUGUAGACGGUACCAGGACUAAUGUCUGCUUAAAUGAACUUCAGGUCGUUGACUUUGCUUCAUUUCUGGAGUUUGUCUAUACGGCCAGGGUGCAGGUAGAAGAGGAUCGGGUGCAGCGGAUGCUGGAAGUGGCUGAAAAGCUAAAGUGUCUGGACCUGACUGAAACAUGCUUUCAGCUCAAGAAGCAGAUGCUGCAGUCAGUCCUUCUGGAAUCACAGAGUUUCCCUGAGUCUCAGGAGGUGGAGGCCAGCAGUGGCCCCCAGGUGAGUGUGACCCCCAGCUCCAAAGCAAGUGUACCAGGGGAGGAUGCUCACUCCAGUGGCCUUGUUGAUACCUCUGACUAUCCAAUAGAGAGUUUUGAUAAUGGCCUCUUGCCAGAAAUACCAUCCAGGAAGUGCAAGGAGAAACUGGACAAGAAGAAAGAUGUGGCUAAGCCUCCCUACCCUAAAAUCAGAAGACCUAGUGGGAGGCUAGCUGGAAGAAAAGUGUUUGUGGAAAUUCCUAAAAAGAAAUAUACAAGAAGGCUCCGAGAGCAACAGACAAAUGCGGAGGAGGAAGCUGCAGAGAAUGACAGGUGUCCCCACGACCAAAGCCCAGACCAUGAAAGGACAGAGUCAGAACCAGCUUCCAAAAGUGAGGCCUCCCCUGCUGGCGUGAAACUGGAGGAAAGCCUGCAGAAAGUGGAGGGGGAGAAGGAGGAGGAAGAAGGGAAGGAUGGGGAGAAGAAGAGUAACUUCCAGUGCACAGUCUGUGAGAAGGCCUUCCUGUAUGAGAAGAGUUUCCUGAAACAUAUCAGGCACCACCACGGCAUGGCCACCGAAGUAGUGUACCGAUGUGACACCUGUGGCCAGACCUUUGCCAACCGCUGCAACCUGAAGAGCCACCAGCGCCAUGUGCACAGCAGUGAGCGCCACUUUCCAUGUGAGCUGUGUGCAAAGAAGUUCAAACGUAAGAAGGACGUGAAACGCCAUGUGCUGCAGGUGCACGAGGGUGGUGGUGAGCGGCACCGCUGCGACCUGUGUGGCAAGGGUCUGAGCUCCAAGACUUCUCUGCGGAUGCACGAGCGCACACACACGGGCGAUAGGCCCUAUGGCUGCACCAAGUGUGAGGCCAAGUUCUCACAGCCCUCAGCGCUGAAGACCCACAUGAGAAUUCAUACAGGGGAAAGACCUUUUAUCUGUGAUGAAUGUGGUGCAAGAUUCACUCAGAACCACAUGCUGAUUUAUCAUAAAAGGUGCCACACAGGUGAAAGGCCUUUCAUGUGUGAGACAUGUGGCAAGAGUUUUGCUUCUAAGGAGUACUUAAAACACCAUAAUAGAAUCCACACUGGAUCUAAACCCUUUAAAUGUGAAGUGUGUUUGCGGACCUUUGCCCAGCGGAAUUCCCUUUACCAGCAUGCUAAAAUCCACACAGGAGAGCGGCCUUAUUGUUGUGACCAGUGUGGGAAGCAGUUCACCCAGGUAAAUGCCCUCCAGCGCCACCAUCGCAUCCACACGGGAGAGAAACCGUUCAUGUGCAAUGCGUGUGGGCGAACAUUUACUGACAAGUCCACUCUCCGGAGGCACACCUCGAUACAUGAUAAGAAUACGCCGUGGAAGUCUUUCCUUGUCAUUGUAGAUGGCUCACCUAAGAAUGACGAAGGACAUAGGACAGAACAACCCGAUGAUGAAUAUGUAUCACCCAAGCUUUCAGGUAGAUUAUUACCUUUUGGUGAAAAUAGCCAUUUUAACAACCUAUUGGAAGUUCAAGGCAGUGUGCCUGCCGUGCAGGAGAAUAGUUCCACAGACACUGCUUGCAAAACAGUGGUGUCUCAGGAUGCUCUACUCACCACUACCAUCAGUGAGCUUGGUGAGCUGACGUCACAGACAGGCUCAAUACCUGCACACCUUCCCACCUUGACCAACAUGGAGUGAGAGCCUGAAGUUGUGUGCUGAACAGUCUGUGUAAUUGCCGCAUUCCAGGUGACGCCAGGGGCUGAGAAAAAAAGUUGUCUAUCCAGAGAUAUAGGCAAGACUGGCCUUGAACAUUUCCCCAAACUUCCAUGACCUUGCACGCCUGUACCACACUUAAAGCUUUUCCAAAAACAUUCUGAUCUGCAUGAUCUUAGUUACAUUUCAUCAACAGAUAUGGCACUUAGCACAGAUCCCUGGUGUAGCUGUACAUGUCAGUCACACUAAUGCCUGAUUCCCUUGAUGUCUAAACCACUGCUUGUCUUAAUCAGAGUACACAGCAUUGACCCAGCUUGGGAAAGUGCUGUUUGUGGUCUCCUGGUCUCGCCCUGCCUUAUACUUCCAUGUGUGUUUACUUUACUCUGAUCCUCUUAGGGCAUUUUUCUACAAAGUUAGCUAUUUCUUCCUUACUGAGAUAAAAGAAAACAGGAUUUGUUCUGGGGACCCUAAGAUGGAACUGAAGGUUGCAUUUGUUCCUCCCUAAUCCUCUAUUUGUACAUACGAAGAGGAAUGACACACUGAACGUUUUCCGUGUAGUACCUUAGCAUGUGUGCAGGUAGGGAGUUGGUCAUAAAAUUCAACCUGGGAUGAGAUGUGGCUGUUAAUUUCAUUCCCUAAAUCAGAUUAAGUCAAAGCUGUCCUACCAAAGAAUCUCACAAAAUAGUUGUCUCGUUUGCAGAGGUGUGAGAAAUGAAGAGGAGAUGUCAGAACAUUUGACUAGUCACAUUUUUACAACCAGCCUGCUGAGUGAGCCUGGCAAAUCUCAAGUACUUCUGCCAGGCUUUUCUAUAACGUCCAGAGUCCCCACAGUGGAAGGUGACACGGACUAGUAACUGCUACAAAGCCACCUCUUUAGGAGCAUGUAAGGAGCUAGAGCAGUGGUUCUCAACCUGUGGGUAGUGACCCUUCCGUGGGUUUCUAUAGCAUAUUAACAUUACAAUUCAGAACAGCAACAUAAUUACAGUUAUUAAAGUAGCAAGACAAGGAAUUUUAGGGUUGGAGGUAACCACAACAUGAAGAACUGUAUUAAAGGGUCACAGAAUUAGGACGGUUGAGAACCACUGAUUUAGAGGAUACCAGAAGCCUUGGCAUGCUCAAUUCCUAUGCCUUAACCAGUGGAUAAAGAACCAGAAAUGUCUCCAAUGUUCCUUUGGCUUUCUCAUGCUGAAUUAUUGCUCAGCAAACUUCACUAUGAAAAAUGCAUUCUGUGGCAUUUGCUAUUCCUGAUGUAUGAACCCAGGGCCUUGGGUAUGUGGACAUUCGCCAUGUGUGACCCUUAAGCAUUAAUUUUAAGAGCGCCUUAAUGGGAGAAUUAUUCUGCUUUCUAGUUGAUGUUUCCUGUUUUUAACUUAUUAAGCUUGCUGUGAGAAUACUCUGGUUUCUAAGAGGAAGAUACCUUAAGUUCAGAAUGAAGACAGAGCACUAUAAUAGAAACUGAGGGUCCUUCCACAGUGCUGACUUUGUGGUAACACCUUCAAGAAAGCCGUUAAAGCCACCAAAAGGUGUUCCAGGCACUUACAAUAUUUCAAACUUGCUCUUGAAGGUUCAGGGCUGAAUUGUCUCACAUUCAGUUGUGACCUGGCCAUCCUAGUUGUGUUUACAGACAGAAACAAACAAAAGACUAGUGACUGGCACAUGAUCAUUUUAACUGGUAAGAGUAAACCUGCCCAGCUGAUAAACUGUGUUAUGGAAUAAAGUCAUCUUGAUGAGAAGGAAUUUAAACAAUAGAUUAUUUUGUUACUUAUUGGAAGAGCUGUCUUGAAUUUGUUUCUUUCAAAGUUCUAAAUAAAAUUUAAUGUGUUAAUAAAUGUCUUUGUAAAGGUUCUGCAUUUCUAAAUUUAUUUACGUUACUCUAACAUGGUCUGUAGAAAAAAAGAUUCUUAACUGAAAUUAGUCU
Messenger RNA from Chionomys nivalis (European snow vole), 4168 nucleotides. RefSeq names its product GDNF inducible zinc finger protein 1 (gene Gzf1). The record is from RefSeq and is a predicted model, not a curated record. Gene Ontology annotation, molecular function: protein binding. The transcript has 6 exons. Gene Ontology annotation, biological process: negative regulation of transcription by RNA polymerase II; regulation of cytokine production; regulation of immune system process. Bases 118 to 2235 code for a protein of 705 amino acids. NCBI's taxonomy places the organism in Eukaryota, Metazoa, Chordata, Mammalia, Rodentia, Cricetidae.